Messenger RNA from Triticum turgidum subsp. durum (durum wheat), 1413 nucleotides. The record is from the annotation of a GenBank genome assembly. NCBI's taxonomy places the organism in Eukaryota, Viridiplantae, Streptophyta, Magnoliopsida, Poales, Poaceae.
AUGCGCCUCCGCUCCCCACUAUCAUCCGUCCCCGCGAUUCGCGCGGACGGCCAGGCUGCGGAUGCCGACUUCCUGCUUGACUCGUGGCUCGGGGCGCUGCGGGACCUCGGUGGAGACCGCGGGUGGCAGCAGCCAGGCAUUGGGAAGAUCCGUGUCGACCGGGCAUUAGAUCGAGCAUGUCGGGUCGUUGGGGUGGUGACGUUGUGCACACCAAAUGGAUACGGCGAUCUCAUGCUGAAUCUGAAGGACCCAUCUGGUACUAUUGAUGCAUCAGUUCACAAGAAAGUUCUAUCAAAUGAAAACCUUUCAAAGGGUUUAUCAGUUGGGUCUGUCAUUGUUCUCAAACAGGUGGCUGUUCUUCGCCCUUCUAGCACAGUGUGCUAUCUGAAUGUUACCCAGAAAAACGUUGAAAAGGUGCUGCAAAAUGACAGUGACUCCCCAUGUAAGCAAGCAGUUCCAUCAAGUAAUUCUGGAAGGCAAAGCCAACAGCCUGGCCAAGGAGAUAACAUGGAAAAGGAAGCUGGAGCGGAAACAACUGAUGGAAUGACAGCGAUCUUCAGUAAGCUCUCGAGGACCAAGGAUGGUCGGAUAGCCGACUUACUUUGUGAUAAUGGUGGUGCAGCAAAAGCUGUUAAUGGUAGUAUUCUGAGAAUGGACAAAGAUACUCAUGGUGUACAAAAUCAUCAUGAGAAACGGAUGGAUCAAAUGGAUUCAAGUUCUCAAAUAAAUAAUUUGCCAGGCUUCAACUCCAGUCAGCAGCUGCAGAAAAUCAUUUCUAGCAUGAAUCCAGCUAAUUGCCAGCUGAAACAAGGAGGAGGCGUACCCAAGUAUGGAACAAGCAGUGAAGCUAAAAGUUCCGCUGACGAUAUAAUGAGAAAACUCUCAGGUGGUGAAAUGAUGGUUCCCAGUAGCAAGGAGAUAACUGUUGCUGGGGGUUCUCGUCGUAAUUGUGGAACACAUGGUGAAAGCAACAAUAGGGAUGAGCAUCAGCAGAAAAACCCGAAUGCAGAUACAAGAUGCACACAGCCGAUUCUAGGUGGAAGCUCAGUUAUGGCUGGAAGCAGAGAUUGUUCGCAAGCUUCCUGUACUGGAAAUCCUAGGCAACUCUCUGGCGAUGAAUCGAUGCAGGCUCGUAGUAAAAAACUUAAGAGUGAUGCAAUGCUUUCUGAUGGCAAUGGUCUGGAUGACAUAGCAGAUGAUUUCCUCGGUGGUCACAGUUUGAUCAGGAAGCCCAAGCAUCAGCAAAAAGACAUCACCCAUGGCGCAAGUGCGGGUACCCUCGAGCCAACUCAAGAAAAUUGCUCUAUGUCUGCCACCGGCGGAACAUUACCUUCCAGUCAUAAGAUGGUUUCAGUGGCUUCUGUACCAGAAUGGACUGAUGAGCAGCUUUCUCAACUCUUUGAUGACUACUGA